AUGGCGUCCAUAGCAAAGAAGGAUGCGGUCCAACAGCCGCAUGGUUACGAGUUCGGAGGACCUAUCGGCGCCUUCGGCAUCUCUUUCGGUCUCCCCAUCCUCGUCUACCUCUUCACCUUCAGCUGCAACGACGUGUCGGGCUGCCCUGCUCCUUCCCUCCUGAACCCCUCGACCCUCAAGCUCGACCAACUCAAGCGCGAAGUGGGAUGGCCCGAGGAGGGCAUCUGGGGUCUGGCAGACAACAAGGUCACUGCUGCCGUCUUGGGAUACUACCUGUUCAACGCGCUUCUCUACCGCAUUCUUCCCGCGACUGAGGUCGAUGGCGUUGAGCUUGCCUCCGGUGGCCGCCUCAAGUACAGAUGCAACUACGCAGCUUUCGCUUCCAGCAUGUUCAUCCUGACCGUUUGCCUCGCCGGCACCAUCGCCCAGGGAUCCGAAUUUCCUCUCUGGACUUUCAUCACCGACAACUAUAUUCAAGUUGUCACCGCUAACAUGCUUAUUGCCUACGGCAUUGCGACGUUCGUGUACGUGCGAAGCUUCAGCGUCAAGCAGGGCAAUACGGAGCUUCGCGAGUUGGCUGCAGGUGGGCAUUCUGGCAACCUCAUCUACGACUGGUACAUUGGACGCGAGCUCAACCCCCGUGUUACCAUCCCUCUGCUGGGCGAAAUUGAUAUCAAGGAGUGGCUGGAGAUCCGACCUGGUCUGCUGGGCUGGUCUCUCAUGAACUUUGCGUGGAUGGCUAGACAGCACCGCACUUACGGCUUUGUCACCAACAGCAGCGUCUUCGUCUCUGCCGUCCAGCUGGCGUACGUCAUUGACUGCUGGUGGAACGAGCCCGCGAUCCUGACGACCAUUGACAUCACCACGGACGGCUUCGGCUUCAUGCUGUCCUUUGGCGAUCUCGUCUGGGUCCCCUUCGUCUACUCCCUGCAGACGCGUUACCUGGCCGUAUACCCGGUCUCAAUGAGCCCCCUGGGCAUGGCUGGUACUGUCGGCCUCAUCGGUGUCGCUUUCUCCAUCUUCCGCCUGUCCAACAGCCAGAAGAACGCCUUCCGAAGCAACCCCGAAGACCCAAGUGUCGCCCACCUCAAGUACAUCGAGACCAAGACCGGAAGCCGCCUUCUCGUAUCGGGCUGGUGGGGAGUGGCUCGUCACAUCAACUACCUUGGUGACUGGCUUCAGGCGUGGCCGUACUGCCUGCCCACGGGAAUGGCCGGAUACACAAUCGUCUCGGCUGGCACCGGAUACGCCCAAGCCGGACUUGAGGGAGCCUUCAAGAUGGCUGACGGUCGCGAGGUCAUUCAGGGCGCGGCUCGCGGUAUGGCGAUUCCCAUCACGUACUUUUACAUCGUCUACUUUGCCGUCUUGUUGAUCCACCGCGACCGCCGCGAUGACGAGAAGUGCUCUCGCAAGUAUGGCGAGGACUGGGAGAAGUACAAGAAGAUUGUCCGGUGGAGAAUCCUGCCUGGCAUCUACUGA
Messenger RNA from Colletotrichum godetiae, 1479 nucleotides. RefSeq names its product ergosterol biosynthesis ERG4/ERG24 family protein. Gene Ontology annotation, cellular component: endoplasmic reticulum membrane. Gene Ontology annotation, biological process: ergosterol biosynthetic process. NCBI's taxonomy places the organism in Eukaryota, Fungi, Ascomycota, Sordariomycetes, Glomerellales, Glomerellaceae. Gene Ontology annotation, molecular function: Delta14-sterol reductase activity. The coding region runs from base 1 to 1479 and encodes 492 amino acids. The record is from RefSeq and is a predicted model, not a curated record. The transcript has 3 exons.